This is a messenger RNA of Hypomesus transpacificus, 2706 nucleotides long. RefSeq names its product UPF3A regulator of nonsense mediated mRNA decay (gene upf3a). Gene Ontology annotation, molecular function: telomeric repeat DNA binding. Gene Ontology annotation, biological process: positive regulation of translation; nuclear-transcribed mRNA catabolic process, nonsense-mediated decay. Lineage: Eukaryota; Metazoa; Chordata; Actinopteri; Osmeriformes; Osmeridae. The coding region runs from base 50 to 1504 and encodes 484 amino acids. The transcript is spliced from 11 exons. Gene Ontology annotation, cellular component: nucleolus; cytoplasm. The record is from RefSeq and is a predicted model, not a curated record.
UCCAACUCUCGCGAACGGUCAGUGACUUUCAGGAGAGAGAUGGAGAGAAAUGAGGUCUGAAAAGGACCAAACAACUGGAGGUAGGGAGAAAAGCGUCGUUGAAAUACAAUUCAAAGAUAUUCCACGGAAACCGGACGGUGUGUCCGUGAACUCCAAGCAAAAAGAGGAAAAGAAAGAGGUUUUCACCAAGGUGGUUAUCCGGCGACUUCCACCCAGUCUUUCCAAGGACCAGUUGGAAGAGCAACUCAGUCCCCUUCCGUCCUACGACUACUUCGAGUUUUUUCCAGCUGACCAAAGCCUCUACCCACACCUGUUCUCCAGAGCUUACAUCAACUUCAAGAACCUAGAGGACAUCUUGCUUUUUAGGGAUCGUUUUGAUGGCUACGUUUUCAUCGAUAGUAAAGGCCAGGAGUACCCAGCUGUGGUAGAGUUUGCCCCGUUCCAGAAGAUUUCGAAAAAGAAGUUAAAAAAGAAAGAUGCCAAAGCUGGAAGCAUUGAAGAAGACCCAGAGUACCGGCGCUUCCUGGAGAGCUACUCCUGCGAUGAGGAGAAGUCCCUGGCCAACCCUGAGACUCUGCUGGGGGAGAUAGAGGCCAAGACCAGGGAACUCAUAGCCAAAAGAACAACACCACUUCUGGAGUACAUCAAGAAUAAGAAACUGGAGAAGCAGAGAAUAAGAGACGAGAAGAGAGAGGAGAGGAGGCGCAGAGAGCUGGAGAAGAAACGCCAGAGGGAGGAUGAAAAGAGGAAGAGGAGGGAGGAGGAGAGACGCAAACGCAAGGAGGCUGAGAAGCAGAAGAAACUGUCGGAGAAGGAGAUAAAGAUCAAGCUUUUGAAGAAGAGUGACAGGGAAGAUGACCUAGACUCAGACAGACUGAAGGACAAAGGGGACAGCGGAGAGACAGACCGAAACAAGUGGGACAAACCCAGCGGACACGCAAAGUCAAAGGAACCCAAGGAGAAGGGUCAGCAGGAGGGUGACAAAGAGCAGCGGGAGCACAGCCGCAGACAGAAGGACCACAGAGGAAGAGACGAGGAGCGGAAACGCCAGAGGCACCACUAUGAGUUCGACAAGUUCAUGCGCCGCAAAGAGGAGACUAAGUGGGGCAAAGGUUACUGCCAGGACCGUGCUAAGAAAGAGGGCCAUCACCAUGGCUACUACUGCACCGAGGGGGGGGACAAGGGGGGCAAGGAGGACAGGGAGGAUCAGGGUGGCAGGAAGGAGCGAAUCCGGAACAAGGUGAGCGAGAAGUCUGUGAUAGUGCAUCAGGACAGAGGGACCGCGCAGUCAGAGGGAACACACCAGAUAGGAGGGUCUCUGCCAGCCAAGGACCGUCCGGCCAUGCAGCUGUACCAACCUGGCGCCCGUAACCGCAAACGCAUGAUCUCAGGGGGCAAAAGUUUCGACUGCCCCCCUGUCAGCCACGCCCUUGAGCCUGGCCCCGAACCUUGCUAUGAAGUUGCUACCAUGGGAACAGGGUCAGAGAAAAGUGGAGAUGAGUAGUUGGUUUUUGUUUGACAUCCAUGCUUCUCUGAUGCUUAACAAAUCCCUAUUGGAUUGUAUUUCAGGCAAAUAGAAUCAAGCUCCGGCUGUUUAGAUGUUCUUUAAAGGUUUCAUUUUUAACAAACAGAUGGUUCUGACAGCUUCAUGGUCCAAAUUUAUUUUCAUUUCAGAAAUAUGAUUCCAUGAAAUGUCAAUUUAGGUUCAAGUUUUAUGACUAAAGUGUCACAGCAGAAACAUUCUUAAAGUACAGUUUAGAAGCUGCACUAGUGACAACUAGAUUGUAAUAAUUGCCAUUUUAAGUAAAAUAUAAAAGUUGGCUGUGAUCCCAAUGGAUAUUAAUAGCACAACUUAACCUUCAUGUUUCUGGAUAUGAUACUUCUUCUAAUGUCCUCAUACAUUUCAGAAGUCACUGCCUGAUAACAGUUAGCUUUAUAUUUGAUAUAUUCCACCUGGGCCCAUAGUUGUUAUGUGUUUGAGGCGGCUCAUCCAACAGUAUCUGUCAACCCAUAUGCCUUCCCUCAUCACCCACAAAGCAGAUUUAUAAGCCUUUGUAGAGAGUCCAUUCGACUGUGAUGUUUUUAAAGAAAGACUUAUAGAUUUGAUCAUAAAACAAAAUAUAUGAUGCAAAACUUUUAUUUAAAAUAUUUAAGAUGUAUUUGGAUCUGGAUGUAGAAUAUCUUUAACCACAGAAAUUAAAUCCAUAAUGUAAUUGUAUGUAUAUACAGAUGUACGUAUUUGUGUGAUUGAGACAAAAAAAAACUAUCAGUAGUGGACCGAAUGUGUGGAUUGUGAGUUUCGUUAGUUAUAUACUUGUUUUACUGUGACUUGUGACAAUUCUUACAAAAUCUUAUUGCCGGAUGUAAGUAAAGGCAGCAGCUGCUUAUUUUGCAUUAAGUGAUGCAAGCAGUUUCCUUCCUAGCAGUGAUUCAAAUGUGAGCCAGGGGAAAUCACACACUUUUGGUUAUGUGACGGAUUGAUCAUUUACAGUAAAUUGAUAAUAAAAUUAGGAAGGUGCUGAGAUUGACUGUCUUCUCAUUUUCAUUUUCUUUGCUGUUCUCUACCACAUGAACUAUCCAAAUGACCUGAUGCCUGAACUGUUUUGUGAGAAGGUAGUAACUAAUAUGUAAUAACAUAGUAAUGUCUUUGUAACAUGCCUUAGAUAUUUUUGCACACGACUCACAUUAUUAUAUUAUGUGUAUCAU